Messenger RNA from Indicator indicator, 1533 nucleotides. It is a transcript of the gene CNR1, whose product is annotated as cannabinoid receptor 1. Bases 112 to 1533 code for a protein of 473 amino acids. Gene Ontology annotation, cellular component: membrane. The transcript has 2 exons. Gene Ontology annotation, biological process: G protein-coupled receptor signaling pathway. Gene Ontology annotation, molecular function: cannabinoid receptor activity. The record is from RefSeq and is a predicted model, not a curated record. NCBI's taxonomy places the organism in Eukaryota, Metazoa, Chordata, Aves, Piciformes, Indicatoridae.
AACCUUGUUCUGUCCUCGAAGCAGUAUUGUUCAUCGCCAUAUGGGAUAAGGAUUUCCUCUGAUGCAUUUUUCCCUCCCCCAAAUCUCUCUGCAACCAACAAGACUGGGGUUAUGAAGUCAAUCCUAGAUGGCCUCGCAGAUACAACUUUCCGAACAAUCACAACAGAUCUUCUCUACGUGGGCUCCAACGAUAUCCAGUACGAAGACAUGAAGGGUGACAUGGCAUCCAAGCUGGGAUACUAUCCCCAGAAGUUCCCUCUCUCUUCCUUCAGGGGUGAUCCUUUCCAAGAAAAAAUGACUGCAGGAGAUGAUCCCCUGUUGAGCAUUAUUCCUUCAGAUCAGGUCAACAUUACAGAGUUUUACAACAAAUCCCUGUCCACAUUUAAGGAUAAUGAGGAGAACAUACAGUGUGGAGAGAACUUCAUGGAUAUGGAGUGCUUUAUGAUCCUGAACCCCAGCCAGCAGCUGGCCAUCGCCGUGCUGUCACUCACCUUGGGCACCUUCACGGUCCUCGAGAACCUCCUUGUCCUGUGCGUCAUCCUCCACUCCCGAAGCCUCCGGUGUAGACCCUCCUACCAUUUCAUCGGCAGCCUGGCUGUGGCUGACCUCCUGGGCAGCGUGAUUUUUGUCUACAGUUUUGUGGAUUUCCAUGUUUUCCACCGGAAGGACAGCCCCAACGUCUUCUUGUUCAAACUGGGUGGAGUUACAGCCUCCUUCACCGCCUCUGUAGGUAGCCUUUUCCUGACGGCAAUAGACCGCUACAUCUCUAUCCACAGGCCGCUAGCCUACAAAAGGAUUGUUACCCGACCAAAGGCUGUCGUAGCGUUCUGUGUGAUGUGGACCAUUGCUAUCGUCAUAGCCGUGCUCCCUCUGCUCGGCUGGAACUGCAAAAAGCUCAACUCCGUUUGUUCAGACAUAUUCCCUCUCAUCGACGAGACCUACCUGAUGUUCUGGAUCGGGGUCACCAGCGUCCUCUUACUGUUCAUUGUCUAUGCUUACAUGUACAUACUGUGGAAGGCUCACAGCCAUGCUGUGCGCAUGAUUCAGCGGGGCACGCAGAAAAGCAUCAUCAUUCAGUCCACGGAGGAUGGUAAGGUGCAGAUCACUAGGCCUGAUCAAACUCGUAUGGACAUCAGGUUAGCCAAAACCUUGGUCCUUAUCCUAGUUGUUUUAAUCAUAUGCUGGGGCCCUCUCCUCGCCAUCAUGGUGUACGAUGUCUUUGGGAAAAUGAACAAGCUCGUCAAGACUAUCUUUGCCUUCUGUAGCAUGCUCUGUUUGCUGAAUUCAACAGUGAAUCCCAUCAUCUACGCUCUGAGGAGCAAGGACUUGCGACACGCCUUCCGCAGCAUGUUCCCCACCUGCGAAGGAACGGCGCAGCCCCUGGAUAACAGCAUGGAGUCUGACUGCCAGCACAAGCACGCCAACAACGCGGGCAACGUGCACAGGGCUGCCGAGAGCUGCAUUAAGAGCACAGUUAAGAUUGCCAAAGUUACCAUGUCCGUCUCCACAGACACGACUGCUGAAGCGUUGUAA